Messenger RNA from Dentiscutata heterogama, 1371 nucleotides. Lineage: Eukaryota; Fungi; Glomeromycota; Glomeromycetes; Diversisporales; Gigasporaceae. The record is from the annotation of a GenBank genome assembly.
AUGGAUUACCUUAUAGGUACUUGCUACCAGUGCGCGAAGUGUCUUUAUUGCAAAGAAGACUCUUUGAAAUCUUUAUGUGAAUGUGAUAAAAAUAUAGCACCUACAACACGGAAUCGUACAAAAUUAGUUCCAUAUGCUUUUACAAUUCAUUAUAAUACAAAUUUAAUGAUAACCAAAUUAAAUAAAUGGUAUCGUAUUGGUAAAACUAAACUGACAAAAUCAAAGUUGACAAAAUCUACAAAAUCAAAGUUGACAAAAUCUACAAACUCAAAGUUGACCAAAUCUAUAAGUCCUACCGAAUGUGCAACUUUUGAUACCAACAUAUCUGAAUCUGAAACCGACCAGCUUGAUGAUCAUACAACUUUUGAUACCAAUAAUCAUAUUACCAACAUAUUCGAAACUGAUCAGCUUGAUGCAUUUAAUACUAAUAAGUAUAAUACUAACAUAUCUAAGACUCACAAGCUUGAUUUCCAUACAACUUUCAAUACAAAUAAGUAUAUUUCCAACAUACCUGAGAUUGACAAGCUUGAUGAUUAUACUGCUUUUGAUUACGAUACACCAGUAUGUGAUGAAUUUGAAGAUCUUUUAAAUGAAGAGGUUGAAGAAUUAGAUUUAGAGAAUAACAAUUUUAGUAGACAGUUAGAUAAGUUGGAUAAUGAAAAUAAUAAGUAUGAAACAGAUUCAUGUGGUGAAUUCCAUUAUCAAAUUCUUUUGCAUAUUCAAUUUCAACUAAAUAAUACUACUAUUACUCAAAAUGAUUAUGUAUUGUCAUAUAAAGUGACAAAAGAAACUGGGGCAGGAACUCAAAUUAUCAAUAAGAGUGAUUUUGAAAGUUUUAUUGAAGAUUAUAAUCAGGCUACAAAUAGAAAAAAAAGAAAACCUAAUAGUGAUGAUAAUUUAAAUAAAAAAAAACUACAUUUAUUUAGUAGAAAGCCUAAAGAAUCUCAGCUUGAUGAUGACAAACGUAUUAUGGCAUCUACUAUUUCUCAAAUUCGUGAAAAAUAUUUUUGUGCCAAUUGUGAAGGUUCCUGUUGGGCUACUAAAACUGCAGAUAUUAAUGCAUCACCAAGUCACGCAAUCUUUACAUUACCACCUAAUAAAAGAAGAAUAUCUAAUUCACAACUUUCAUCACAAUUAUCUCCUCAAAUGUCUUUGCAAAUACCUUUUCAAGUACUAUCUCAAAUGUCUUCACAAGCACUUACACAUAUACCAUCACAAAUGCUAUCACAAAUGCCCUCACAAAUACAACCACAAUUGCUAUUACAACCAAUGCAGCUAUCGACUAAUUUUCUAUCUCAAAUAUUAAAUAAUUUCUCACCACAACUAUUAAAUAACUUGUUUUCAUAUUUAUCUAAUAUGCCCUUACAAUAA